AUGUGGCUCAUGGACCCAGCAUGGCUAGAGAGUGUCGCAUUCAGCCUUGAACAGUUUCCGCCCGAAUCUCACAUCAACUUCCCUGAUCUGCCGUCAGACGGCCUCACGUUGGAGACCAGCACAGACUUAACCCAGUGCGACUUUCCUGUACUUGAAAUGGCAUCUUCUAUCAGCGAAGAAGGCCCAUCCCUCCGCAGUGGAGCGAUCCCGUCUUUUGAUGGCCUGGUCACGUCCCAAUCACGGAGGCAAACCUCGACAACACACAAUAGCCGGGCAAGGAACCCCCGUGUCAAUCAAAAAGACAACGCCUUAGCCCCGUCAGGGUCACCUGGUCAAAUAAGUGACAGACCAGAUCAUCCUUCAGGUUUGGUCAGGAGUACUUCACCUUCUUCACAAGACUCCGACGGGGGCCGCCUUCAGGAAAAGCGGCACCGCAACAAGAUUGCAGCUCGAAAGUUGCGACAGAAGAGGGUAGAUCAAAUAUUGGAUCUCGAAUCAAGGCUGGAGAAAAUGCAAAAGGAAAGGGACGAGUUGCGAGUCAAAGUUGCCAAGUGGGAGGGGGAAGUCACGAUAUUGAGAGAUCUUCUUGGCAGGCGGACAGGAGAGGGACUUGGGACUUACUAA
Molecule: messenger RNA, 624 nt
Organism: Penicillium oxalicum
Lineage: Eukaryota; Fungi; Ascomycota; Eurotiomycetes; Eurotiales; Aspergillaceae
Product: bZIP transcription factor
Exons: 1
Coding region: 1-624 (207 amino acids)
Biological process (GO): regulation of transcription by RNA polymerase II; DNA-templated transcription
Molecular function (GO): DNA-binding transcription factor activity, RNA polymerase II-specific; RNA polymerase II cis-regulatory region sequence-specific DNA binding
Source: RefSeq, a predicted model, not a curated record